AUGACGUUUAAAUCAGUUGCGUCAGAAAAGAGCGUGCUUCAACAGUCAGGCAGUCACAGGAUGAUACUGCAGGAUGAGACCAAGCUUCGCUCUACAGACUGGUAUAAACUACACAGAGCAUCCCUGGAUGAGUCACACCUCGGUUUGGUCAACCAGACGUGGAAGUUUGGAAGGAACCAGGAAGCUGCUGGGACGACUGGCAGCAUGAUUGUGAACAUUCCCUCCUGCUGCGUGAUGGAUGCCGAAGGAUAGCCGGUGUCUUGGAUUCUGACGUGCACGUCGUGCACCAUGGGAAUACUGUACACUCUGCCAGAGCAGAGAGAGAAAGGCUACACUAAAGUCCUAAUCAACAGCAUGGCCCAACUCCACGCUCAGGGCUACCCAGAGCUCUGCUUCAUAAAGGAGCAGAGCCUGGCCUCCUACCAACUCUUUAAAAACAUGGGCUUCACUAAAGAUCCCUCACACAGAAACCUAGUGUGUGUUCAAUCAUUUUAA
Messenger RNA from Nematolebias whitei (Rio pearlfish), 495 nucleotides. RefSeq lists its product as uncharacterized. Gene Ontology annotation, molecular function: glycine N-acyltransferase activity. Gene Ontology annotation, cellular component: mitochondrion. Lineage: Eukaryota; Metazoa; Chordata; Actinopteri; Cyprinodontiformes; Rivulidae. The record is from RefSeq and is a predicted model, not a curated record.